Chelonoidis abingdonii (Abingdon island giant tortoise) is the source of this 2372-nucleotide messenger RNA. The record is from RefSeq and is a predicted model, not a curated record. Lineage: Eukaryota; Metazoa; Chordata; Testudines; Testudinidae.
GCCUGUGAUGUGGGACGAUGCCCCGGAGCCCUGGGUCCAGCGAGGAGGAAAGGGUCUCGGAGUAUCCCGAGGGGGAGUCGGACUCCGAAAGCUCCCGCGACGGCCCCCCUGGCGCUAGUCCUGGCCCCCUGGACCGCAGGACCCAGGGGCCUCCCAUGUCGGUGCCCGACGACGCCCGCUUCAGUAUGAUGGUCUUUCGGAUCGGCAUCCCCGACCUGCACCAGACGAAAUGCCUGCGGUUCAACCCUGACGCGGCCAUCUGGGUGGCCAAGCAGCAGAUCCUGUGCACUCUGAACGAGAGCCUGAAGGACGUGCUGAACUACGGGCUCUUCCAGCCGGCCACCAACGGGCGGGACGCCAAGUUCCUCGACGAGGAGCGGCUGCUGCGUGACUACCCCCAGAGCUUCGAGAAAGGCGUGCCCUACCUCGAGGUGCCCCGCCCCACCCCACCGGGGCAUAAGCAGCUGGCGAAAUUGCACACAAAGACUGGCCUGAAGAAGUUCCUGGAGUAUGUGCAGCACGGGGCAGCGGAGAAGGUGGCACGGCUUCUGGAUAAGGGCCUAGACCCCAACUACCACGACUCAGACACAGGGGAGACCCCCCUGACGCUGGCAGCCCAGCUAGAGGGGACUGUCGACGUGAUCCGGCUGCUCUGCCUCGGGGGUGCGCACAUUGAUUUCCGGGCACGGGAUGGAGCCACCGCGCUGCACCGGGCAGUGUGCACCCGGCGCUACGCGGCCCUGACGGCGUUGCUGGACCUUGGGGGCUCCCCCAACUACAAGGACCGUCGGGGCCUCACCCCCCUGUACCACACAGCUAUGGUGGGGGGUGACCCACGCUGCUGCGAGCUGCUGCUCUACAACCAAGCCCACAUUGGCACCAUGGAUGAGAACGGCUGGCAGGAGAUCCACCAGGCCUGCCAGCACGGGCACUCCCAGCAUCUGGAACAUCUGCUCUUCUAUGGGGCCGAGCCGGGAGCCCAGAACGCCUCUGGGAACACAGCGCUGCACGUUUGUGCCCUCUACAACAAGGAAAGCUGCGCCCGGAUCCUGCUCUACCGGGGGGCCAACAAAGAGAUUAAGAACAACAGUGGCCAGACGCCUUUCCAGGUGGCUGUGAUUGCUGGGAACUUUGAACUGGGGGAGCUGAUCAAGAACCACCGGGAAGCUGACAUGGUCCCGUUCCAGGAGUCCCCGCAGUAUGCAGCUCGGCGCCGAGACGGGGGGCGCAGUCUGGGGGUCCCCCACCUCCUCCUCCGGGCCAACAGUGACACCAGCAUGAACGUGCCAGACUGGAUGCUGUACGGUUCCCCUCUUGCACCCCCACCGCCGGCCUCGGUGGCCAUGCAGGCCCCAAAGAUCGCCACGGGGACCCUGCGCAGCGCCAGCAGCCCUCGCGGCGCCCGCACCCGCUCCCCCUCCCGGGGGCGCCACCCUGAGGAUGGCAAGAGGCAGCAGCGUGGACGCCCCAGUUCUAGUGGUUUCCCCAGGGACUCGGCAGCGGGUGGGACCUUGAACAGCCGGGGAAUGAAGCGGAAGCUUUACUCAGCCGUGCCCGGCCGAACCUUCAUGGCCAUGAAACCCUACCAGGCCCAGGCAGAGGGCGAGCUGUCCCUCAGCAAGGGCGAGAAGAUCAAGGUGCUGAGCGUGGGCGAAGGCGGGUUCUGGGAGGGGCAGGUGAAGGGCCGGGUCGGCUGGUUCCCCUCGGACUGCGUGGAGGAGGUGCAGACCAAGACGCAGGAUGGAAAGCAAGAGAGCCGGAGUGACAAGGCCAAGCGCCUCUUCCGACACUACACGGUGGGGUCCUACGACAGCUUCGACGCCCCCAGUGACUACAUCAUUAAGGAGAAGACGGUUUUGCUGCAGAAGAAGGACAACGAGGGGUUUGGUUUCGUCCUGCGUGGAGCCAAGGCGCAGACCCCCAUCGAAGAGUUCACGCCCACCCCGGCCUUCCCCGCCCUGCAGUACCUGGAAUCCGUGGAUGAGGGGGGCGUGGCCUGGCGCGCUGGCCUCCGCAUGGGGGACUUCCUGAUCGAGGUCAACGGGCAGAACGUGGUGAAGGUCGGGCACCGACAGGUUGUGAACAUGAUUCGCCAGGGGGGCAACAACCUGAUGGUGAAGGUCGUCAUGGUAACCAGGAACCCUGAGAUGGAAGAGGCCAUGAGAAAGAAAGCGGCUCCCCAGCAGACGAAACGACUGCCCCCCCCAGCCAUCUCCCUGCGCUCCAAAUCCAUGACCUCUGAGCUGGAGGAGAUGGUGGAGAAAGUCUCCCCCUGGAAGAAGAGGAGUGGUGAGUGUGAGCUGGGGCCGGGCACAGCCCCUCCCAAUCCCCCGCCCAUGAACUUCCUCCACUGCUUCCUCACGCCAGCCUCU